AUGGACGUGAUGUUACUAGAGGCGUUACAAGUCAAUAAUCCGUUCACGGCUAAGCACGGGACGAGACUUCAGAUGUGGCAAAAUGUGGCUGAAUCCGUGGGAGUCCAAGGGUUUAAAAACCCAGCAGCUUUUUCAUGGCACACAUGUCGUGAUCGCGUGACGGCGCUUAUGAAAAUGUAUACUGAUGGUAAACACGACAAACUAUUUAAACACGGGACAAUGGAAGAAAACUCUCGAAAAGAGGCUAUUUUACGUGAGAUCAACGACACAUUGAUUAGAAAGAAUCACAAGAUGGCAGGACAGAUGACGGUUGAUGGUAAUGGCAAAGAGACGACUAUUGGGACUAAAAGUGAAAGUGGAGAGCUCCAUCCUUCGUCUACUUCAUCAUCUCCGACAUUACCGCAGAAACGGCAGAAAUUGGACACUCCUUUGGAUGUCAAAACCAUUUCUGUUGCAUCAUCCGAUGUCCAAUCCAGUAGUAAUAGUGAUAACUUCCGCACACGAAUUUUAGAGCUGAUUGAGAGAAAGAUUCAAUUUGAUAUGGAUCAGCGUCAGAAGGAGACGGAACUUCGGGAACAGGAAAUUGAGUUGCAGAAGCGGUUACUCGAGUAUUUACAGUCGAAAUUGGGUGGCGAGAAUGGGUUUCAAGGUGAUAUCGAGCGAUGA
Messenger RNA from Peronospora farinosa, 666 nucleotides. Lineage: Eukaryota; Oomycota; Peronosporomycetes; Peronosporales; Peronosporaceae. The record is from the annotation of a GenBank genome assembly.